AUGAACGCAACAGGGGAGUCCGUAGGGACGAUGGGCGAGGACUACGACUCAGGAUGCUCGACCAGCGAAGAGGACACAGGGGCAUCCUUGCCCCCCUGGGAGGCAGCCGCAGCCUCCGUGGUCCUGGGGUUCCUGGUCCUGGCGACGGUGUUGGGGAACGCCUUGGUCAUCCUCAGCGUCUUCACUUACCGGCCCCUGCGGAUCGUGCAGAACUUCUUCAUAGUCUCCCUGGCGGUGGCCGACCUGGCUGUGGCGAUCCUGGUGAUGCCCUUCAACGUGGCGUACCUGUUGCUGGGCAAGUGGGUGUUCGGCAUCCACCUGUGCAAGUUGUGGCUCACCUGCGACGUGCUCUGUUGCACGGCCAGCAUCCUGAACCUGUGCGCGAUAGCCCUGGACAGGUACUGGGCCAUCACGGACCCCCUGAACUAUGCCCAGAAGAGGACCCUGAAGAGGGUGUUGGCCACGAUAGCGGGGGUUUGGGUCCUGUCCGGUGCUAUCAGCUCGCCACCCUUGGCGGGAUGGAACGACUGGCCCGAGGAACUGGAGCCAGGGACCCCCUGCCAGCUCACCAGGAGGAAGGGCUACGUGGUCUACUCGUCGUUAGGGUCUUUCUUCAUCCCCCUGUUGCUGAUGAGCCUGGUCUACCUGGAGAUCUUCCUGGCCACCAGGAGAAGGCUUAGGGAACGCGCCAGGCAGAGCAGGCUAGGUGCCGUGGCCUCCACCAGGCACAAGGAGACGGACGACCCCGAGGAGUCCGUCAGCUCCGAGACCAACCACAACGAGCGGUCCACCCCCAGGUCGCAGGCGAAGCCGUCGUUGAUCGAUGACGGACCCACCGAGGGUACUGCCACCGUCACCAGCACCACCACGGGGAAAAGGGGCCAGUCCAGGACCACCACCACUACGACGGUCUAUCAGUUCAUCGAGGAGCGCCAGAGGAUCUCUCUCUCCAAGGAGAGACGUGCUGCUCGCACCCUGGGCGUCAUCAUGGGCGUCUUCGUCGUCUGUUGGCUGCCCUUCUUCCUGAUGUACGUCAUCGUACCCUUCUGCCCUGUCUGCUGUCCCUCCGAGCGGGUCGUCUACUUCAUCACCUGGCUGGGGUACAUCAACAGCGCCCUGAACCCCCUCAUCUACACCAUCUUCAACCUGGACUAUCGACGCGCCUUCAGGAGGCUCCUCCACCUGGGAUGAAGGGCUCCAUUCGGUGGAGGACCAAGAAAGUUCUGAGACCCGACGGGG
Molecule: messenger RNA, 1239 nt
Organism: Orussus abietinus
Lineage: Eukaryota; Metazoa; Arthropoda; Insecta; Hymenoptera; Orussidae
Product: tyramine/octopamine receptor
Exons: 2
Coding region: 1-1191 (396 amino acids)
Biological process (GO): adenylate cyclase-activating adrenergic receptor signaling pathway
Cellular component (GO): membrane
Molecular function (GO): octopamine receptor activity
Source: RefSeq, a predicted model, not a curated record